AGCGCCGGACCGCCGCGGGCCUGCGUCGGGGGGGCGGGGUGCCGGGGCGGGUCCGGACGUGACGACAGAAGGGGUGGGCGGAGACACAAGAUGGCGGCGGUGGUGCUGGCGGCUACACGGCUGCUGCGAGGCUCGCGCGCCUGGGGCCGCCCGCGGCUGAGGUUUGGAGCCCCUGUGUACAGACAGUUCAGCAGUGGUGGUGCCUAUCCCAGCAUCCCGCUCUCCUGUCCCUUACCGGGAGUGCCCACGCCCGUUUUUGCUUCAGUCGAUGGACAGGAAAAGUUUGAAACCAAAGUUACCACACUGGAGAACGGGCUUCGCGUGGCAUCCCAAAAUAAGUUCGGACAGUUUUGUACGGUAGGAAUUCUUAUUAAUUCAGGAUCAAGAUAUGAAGCGAAAUAUCUUAGUGGAAUUGCUCACUUUUUGGAAAAGUUGGCGUUUUCGUCCACCAGUCAAUUUGACAGCAAAGAUGAAAUCCUGCUUACCUUGGAAAAGCACGGGGGUAUUUGCGACUGCCAGACAUCCAGAGACACCACCAUGUAUGCUGUGUCUGCUGACUCUAAGGGCCUAGACACGGUGGUUGGCUUGCUGGCUGAUGUGGUCCUGCACCCCAGGCUAACAGAUGAAGAAAUUGAGAUGGCUCGAAUGGCUAUCCAGUUUGAGCUGGAGGACCUCAAUAUGCGGCCUGACCCAGAACCGCUUCUCACAGAGAUGAUUCAUGAGGCUGCUUAUAGGGAGAACACAGUUGGUCUCCACCGUUUCUGCCCCAUGGAAAACAUAGCAAAGAUUGACCGAGAGAUGCUGCAUUCCUACCUGCGCAACUACUACACCCCUGAGCGCAUGGUGCUGGCGGGGGUGGGGGUCGAGCACGACCUCCUGGUGGAAUGCGCCAGAAAGCACCUGGUGGGCACCCGGCCAGCCUGGGGAAGCCAGACAGCAGUGGAUGUCGAUCGGUCGGUAGCACAGUACACCGGAGGGAUCGUCAAGCUGGAAAGAGACAUGUCCAACGUCAGCCCGGGCCCUGCCCCGUUCCCCGAGCUCACACACAUCAUGAUCGGGCUGGAGAGCUGCUCCUUCCUGGAGGGAGAUUUCAUCCCCUUUGCUGUGCUGAACAUGAUGAUGGGCGGCGGCGGCUCGUUCUCUGCCGGUGGGCCUGGCAAGGGCAUGUUCACCAGGCUGUACCUCAAUGUGCUCAACAGGCACCACUGGAUGUACAACGCGACUGCCUACCACCACAGCUACGAGGACACGGGCCUCCUGUGUAUCCAUGCCAGCGCUGACCCUAGGCAGGUCCGGGAAAUGGUGGAGAUCAUCACGAAGGAGUUCAUUUCCAUGGCUGGAACCGUGGACGUGGUGGAGCUGGAGCGAGCCAAGACACAGCUGAUGUCCAUGCUCAUGAUGAACCUGGAGUCCAGGCCUGUCAUCUUCGAGGACGUGGGGCGGCAGGUGCUGGCGACCCGCUCCCGAAAGCUGCCCCACGAGCUGUGCGCGCUCAUCCGCGACGUGAAGCCAGAAGACAUCAGGAGGGUCGCUUCUAAGAUGCUGCGUGGGAAGCCCGCGGUGGCUGCGCUGGGUGACCUGGCCGACCUGCCGUCGUACGAGCACAUCCAGGCGGCACUGUCCAGCAGGGACGGGCGCCUGUCCAGGACCUACCGGUUCUUCCGGUAAAGGGACAGGAGCUGCAGAGCGUUUCUUUGGAGGUGAAUUCAGUGCACAGAUGCAAACGGAGCAAACUGGGGGACGCUUCUCUUAAACUUGAACGGACGUGCCGCGUUGCCUGUGCGUGCUCAGCCCCGCCUCCAGAACUGAGCAUGCGGUCAUGGAAUAAACGCCUGCCUCCGCCACCAGCUGAGGCGAGGUCAAGGGCAGAAGGGCUCAAAGCCAUGAACUCCGGGUAGUGUCAUACCUCUUUCAUGAGUCCAGCGGUCAGGGUGGGUAAGCACCAAAUGGUCUCUCAUCACCGAGGCCGGUGGGCCCAUCAGAGCCCUGCUUGGCUUCCGGACAGGCCCGUGCCACCCACACUGAGCCACCACUUCUUGUGACGGUGCCAGGGCAAGGCCAAGGCGCGUGGUCUGCUGACACUGUGGAGGAAGUGGCGGCUCUUGUCCCUCACCCUCGUUCAGGACGGUGCUGUUCAAGGCCCGUCUUCACUGGCAGCUUUCCUGAAACCAGGUGCAGAAGUGGCCACAGACCUUUGCCCCUGCGCCCCUUCAGUUUGACACCGUGUUACGAAGCCCCUUGCCCUUCAUUGAAGGAUGCAUUCUGAUUUCAGAGGUAUCGGGACAUGCGGGGUGCAAGGGUGUUCCUGGAAUAGGUGGUCGGCGGUCACGUUUUUCAAAGAUGGGAACACAGGAGCUGUGGGCUCUGCAGGGGCGUGUGGCUGUUACAGAAGCAAAAGGUCAGGUGACUUGGGUCAAACAGGAGAAUUCAUGGUUCUCAGACUCAGACACUCGCAGAGCCCCCAGGUUCUGUGUGGGAGGGCCUGGGAACCGCCUGCAUGCUGCCAUGGCUCAGGGGGCUGCACAGAUUGAGAACACUGGUCCCCGCAUCAUUUUUCUGAAACCCUGAGAAGCCCAGCCUCUGCAGUUCGGACGGGAGGGAGGCUUGUUGUAAGGAAGUCAAAUAAACGUGUACACGUUAGUGCUA
This is a messenger RNA of Hipposideros armiger (great roundleaf bat), 2646 nucleotides long. RefSeq names its product peptidase, mitochondrial processing subunit alpha (gene PMPCA). Gene Ontology annotation, cellular component: mitochondrion. The transcript has 13 exons. NCBI's taxonomy places the organism in Eukaryota, Metazoa, Chordata, Mammalia, Chiroptera, Hipposideridae. Gene Ontology annotation, molecular function: metal ion binding; metalloendopeptidase activity. The coding region runs from base 91 to 1668 and encodes 525 amino acids. The record is from RefSeq and is a predicted model, not a curated record.